Molecule: messenger RNA, 1296 nt
Organism: Aspergillus neoniger CBS 115656
Lineage: Eukaryota; Fungi; Ascomycota; Eurotiomycetes; Eurotiales; Aspergillaceae
Exons: 3
Coding region: 36-1259 (407 amino acids)
Source: RefSeq, a predicted model, not a curated record
CACUCCCGGCAACCGAUUUCCACAACUGUUUCCACAUGGAUACGUAUAUCAGAUGGAAGGAAGACCAUCGGCAGCCCGAUACCCCACCGUUGGUCCUGAAGCUAGUAAAUAGCAGCCCGACACUUCGGACGGAGGAUGAACCAACCCAAUCGUUCACAGUCGCUUUGCGCAGAGUCACAAACAAUCAAUGCUUCUGGCUGCGAUGGUCGCCUUUCAUAGAUCCCAGUAAGGAAGAAUAUGUUUUAUUGUCUCAUAGUCCAGAAAGCAGCAAAGUCGAGAGGAUCGGCAUUGAGAAAUACUCGAGAUAUUCACCAUUAUCACCAAGUGUUCGUCAAUUCCCCAAUGAACCGGCAUCGUUCUAUGUUGAAGAAGCCAAAAAGAAUUGGGAUCACAGUACGAUAAAUGUGCGAACGGGGGUACCUGAUGCCUGGAUCAAGCUCCUAGAACCGGGGCGCACUUAUACCAUUCUCUGGACGGGCAAAGAGAUUCCAUACUGGGAUUGGGGUACGCCGCAGGACAAGGUGGGAACUGAAGCAAAAUGGCCCCCUAUCUUGGUUCCGGGUGGUGCACACCGCACCUUUACUGUGCAAGAAGGGCGGCGCCCUCAUAUUCCCUCACCUCCGACGCCACCGCCAAUUGAUCCAAGCGAAAGAGUUCCUGGCGCACCAGUCCUGAGCCUUCAGCUUAGCUGUAGCCCAACAUGGCCUCAGUCCGAGUAUUUGAACAUGUCUAUCAAGGUCACCUACCACGGUCCCUCAUCCGACCCCAUCACGUUCCACACCUGGGCAUUCAGCCCACUUAGAUCCUUCAGCGUCUAUCGCCGUGUCUUCCCAGAUCAGUCUAGUCCAGAGACUGAACCGAAAUGGAAGACAUGCAUAAUCCAUCAGUCACUAUAUGUCUUUUGGGAUAAUCCUGACAGACAGCUCAACGUGGCAGAAAAUGAAGAAGGUCGGUUCGCGACUCUUUUCCCAGGGGAAUACUGGUCAGAUUCCUGGUCUUUCGAUGCGGAUGGAGAUUGUCAGCCUGAAGACGCCCGACCUGGCCAGCAGCUUCGAUACCAAUUUACAGGGGAAACACUGGACUGGUGGGAUUGGGGUACGAUGGAGGAUCACGCGCAAACUGUUGUCACGCUGCCUGGCUCGGGAGUUGAACCUAUUAAGUACCCGAAGAACAAUGAUAAUCGACCGAAAGUGGUCAUACCAGCUUCUAAUAGUGUCGAGUGGAUUGUUUCGCAGUGCUUUGAUCGUCAGUUUGAUUAGUGCAAGUACAAUAUCCUCUAAGACUCUGUCGUUCUUU